GUUGCUUACACAGCAACCACUGAGCGUAAUCCCCCACGGUACCUUUUAGUAGCCCCCAUCUGACAAUAUGCUCUCUUAUUCAUUCUCUCUCUCUCUCACACACACACACAAACACACUGGGACUGCCCCAGACUUCAUGCUGAACACACGACGGACACGCGAAGAGACAACGACGGCACAAACUUCAGCACCAACUCCCGCCUCACUCGUACACCUUUCAGCGCCCCUAAGAAGUUCCACUGGGAACCAGACGCACUGUGGAGGGCACGCUUUCAGGAGGGUCCUGUCUCUACCAAGUGACAAAGAGCAGAGAGACGGAGAGACAGUGAGACAAGUGGACGCGAGGACAGCUGUCUCUGACUAGUACGCACUUUCGGCCAUCUGUCCCAUUGGACAGGAUACAAACCAUUGCAUCCUGACACUGCAGUUUGACUGGAGAACCCAAUUAACUUUAUGUGUCUGCAUUUGUUUGAAUAUCCUCAAAAACUGCCAACUUCCUGAACAUAUGGACCAAGCCGUGCCAUUGUGAGCAGAACCUGGGGAACUAUCACGCGAUCGCCGCAGGGUCUGGUUGCCUAGAUACGGAGUCAAACUUUGAGGGACCCCUGGUGUGACUCCUGUCAGCUCUGCAGGAGAGGAGGUGUUUCCAGCGCUUCCCUUGUGUCAGUCGCCUCCUCCUCUCUCCCCCUCUCCAUCUCGCUCGUCCUCACGGAAACGAUGGACGAACGCCUCCCGAAGCUGCCUCUCCUCUCCUCCUGCACCUCCCCGGGCCAGUCUCCUGGUAGCAGCGGGACAGAUGACAGCAGAGGGGCCAAAAGCCCUGGCCCUGGGAAGGCCCUGAGCCCCACCCUAAUGUGUAGAGUGUGUGGGGACACCAGCAGCGGGAAACACUACGGCAUCUACGCCUGCAACGGAUGCAGUGGCUUCUUCAAGCGCAGCGUCAGGAGGAGGCUCAUUUACAGAUGCCAGGCGGGAACUGGGAUGUGUCCAGUUGAUAAAGCCCAUCGGAACCAGUGCCAGGCUUGUCGCCUCAAGAAGUGCCUGCAGGCAGGCAUGAACAAGGAUGCAGUUCAGAACGAGCGACAGCCUCGCAGCACAGCUCAGGUGCGCCUCGACUCGCUGGACAUAGACCCAGAAAAAGAGCACCUGGCCACCACACGAGAUCCCAUCUCCUGUUCUUCCUCCUCGUCUUCUUCGGCGUCCGCUUACGUCGUCAUCCCGCGGCCCCACAUCACCUCCGCCGUAAGCUCCUCGGCUCAGGCGCAGCGCGGUGCCCCCAGCCCCCAGAACAACCACCGCUUCAUGGCCAGCCUGAUGACCGCCGAGACCUGCGCCAAGCUGGAGCCCGAGGAUGUUGAUGAGAACAUCGAUGUGACGAGUAACGAGCCGGAGAGGCCGUUGUCAGAGUACCACAUGUCACUCUACCCGUCCAGCAGUCCUGAGAACGUGUACGAGACCUCGGCUCGCCUUCUCUUUAUGUCCGUGAAAUGGGCCAAGAACCUGCCCGUCUUCUCCAACCUGCCCUUCAGGGAUCAGGUGAUUCUUCUUGAGGAGGCCUGGAGUGAGCUCUUCCUGCUGUGUGCCAUCCAGUGGUCUCUUCCACUGGACAGCUGCCCUUUGCUGUCGCUGCCUGAUUUGGCUCCCAGCAUGUCUUGCAAGGCUGUGCUGUCUGGUGUGGACGUGCGCAUGCUCCAGGAGAUCUUCAGCCGCUACCGCAUCUUGACCCCUGACCCCACUGAGCUGGCCUGCCUCAAGGCAAUCGUCCUGUUCAAGCCAGAGGCUCGAGGUCUAAAGGAUCCUGAUCAGGUGGAGAACUUGCAGGACCAAUCACAAGUGAUGCUUGGCCAGCACAUCCGCGCACAUUACCCAAGCCAACCUGCGAGGUUUGGGAGGCUGCUGUUGCUGCUGCCAUCUUUGCGGCAGGUGAGCUCGGAGCGGAUUGAGCUUCUCUUCUUCCACCGCACCAUCGGGAACACGCCCAUGGAGAAACUCCUGUGCGACAUGUUCAAGAACUAGCCCGUAACAUGAACUCAACAUCGCUCUAGAACUUGAUCUCUCUAGCUCUGGUCAACAUCUAAACACAUAAAUCCAUAUAUACCACAAACCAUUACUGGUUAACAACAUGCUUACCACAACCAUAACCAGACAAUAUUACUGAUUUGCAGGUCAAGAACAUACUUAGUUAUUACCAUAUGUGUGACAGUGUUAACAUUUACUCCUUACUAGCUCUUGAAGGUCUCUUGAUCCUUAACAUACAGACUGUAAAGCAUCUCUGGGUAUCCCUCAGGCAAGGUGGUGAAAUUAUCGGUGACAAUACGGAUAUCGUGGAAUAUAGGUAGGGCUGCUAAAGCAACAACAAUUCACCUAGACUUAUAAUACACUUCUCUCGCACUAAUACACACUGCUCAGGAUGACCUUUCACAGUUGUCCAGGAAGUCUGAAAUCGAGUCAUAAGUUUGCAGGGGUCAUUUGUGUAGUCAGUGGCCAUCAGUUGGGAGAGAUGCUGCUUGUUCUACAACAAUGAUGUAAUUUUUAAAUUCACCGUGAAAUUAUAAUGUUUCUUUGUACACUUGAUCAUGUGUUUUUGCAAAUUGUUUAGAUUUUCUCUGCUGGAAUAUGUAUAUAGAUAAUAGAGAUUAGUUCUUUAGCCGUUAAAUGACAUGCCGAGUCUCAAAAAGUAUUGUUAUCUUUUUGAAAAUAAUUGCAUGUUGCAUAUUUAAAGAUUUUGAAGAAGAAGUGCUUUUGUUCUAAAGUCUUGCUUUAUGUUUGUAAGUAGAAAGGACAGGCAAAGGAAACAACUGCUAGGUUUAUAUCAGAAUUUGUCAUGCCUGUCUUUGUCCCUUAAAUUGACAAUAAGCUUUUUACUUGUGAGGUUCACUGAUUAUUAAUUGUAAAACUCAAUUUAAUGUCAACCUCAAAAACAUCCAAAUAGUUUUCUUUGAUAUGAGUCUGUGUUUACUUCUAUCCUUGUAUGUUUCUUCUUGUGUGAAUAAAUGAUCACAAUUCCAAA
Clupea harengus (Atlantic herring) is the source of this 3010-nucleotide messenger RNA. RefSeq names its product photoreceptor-specific nuclear receptor-like. Gene Ontology annotation, molecular function: zinc ion binding; DNA-binding transcription factor activity; sequence-specific DNA binding. The record is from RefSeq and is a predicted model, not a curated record. Gene Ontology annotation, biological process: regulation of DNA-templated transcription. Lineage: Eukaryota; Metazoa; Chordata; Actinopteri; Clupeiformes; Clupeidae.